UGUACCCAGCAACCACGCCAUGCAGUCUUUUCUCUUUUAUUGUCUAAAAAAAAAGUGGUUUUUCACAUUUUCUUUUGAAAUACGGAUAAGAGAAUAAGUUAAUUUAAACCAGUAAGUGUCAAAACCAACAAGUCGUUGUAGUAUAGUGGUGAGUAUUCCCGCCUGUCACGCGGGCGACCCGGGUUCGAUCCCCGGCAACGGCGAUUUUUGUCUUUUUUUUUUGGAUGGAUCCAGUUCUGUCAAGCCCAAAUAAGGUACUGAGUUCAUGAAAGCCCAAACUCAAGUAGAGGGGCUAUCUCCAUGUCUGACCAAUCGUGGCCGUGUUUGUGCCUUUGAAUUUUUAUUUAGCCAAGAAUCCCUACUAACACUCUGGUUAACAAAUUCUCCAAUGGCAAAUACGUAAUUAAACAACCACUAACACGUUCAAUCUCCAACUCCAACCGCCACUUGUUAUUUUCUCUAUUUUUUUUUAUACAUCCCCGGUUCAGUACCGUUACAAAGGAAAUGCGAAAACAAAAAAAAAAAAAUGUUUUUCUGAAUGUCAUGGUGUUCUUGAAUCCUCUCAUUUCUGAAUUCUAAACAGAAGGAAACUUGUAUAAAAAAACAUAUUAAAAAAUAAUAACAAUAAAAUAAACAAGGAUGAAUGUGGGAUUUUUUGGAGAGUGGUUGAAUAGGAGGAGGUAGAUGAGAAGUGGGAUUAAGGGUGGUGGUGAGAAGGUGUUGGCGUAUAAGGUGAGAAGGUGUUGGGAAUGGCAGGUGGAGGAGGAGAUCAUGGAGGAGGACAUACUAAGGCGAGAGAGCUUGACCAAACGCCUACAUGGGCUGUGGCCGCUGUCUGUGCUGUUAUCAUUAUUAUUUCUAUCCUUUUGGAGAAAGUUCUUCACAUGUUCGGAGAAUGGUUUCAAAAAAGGAAAAAGAAAGCUUUAUAUGAAGCCCUUGAGAAAGUGAAAGGGGAACUUAUGGUUCUAGGAUUCAUUUCUCUGCUAUUGACAUUUGGGCAAACUUACAUUGCUAAAAUCUGUAUCCGGUCAAAGUAUGGAGAUACAAUGUUGCCUUGCUCCAAUAGAAGUGAAGCUAUGUCGGAAACAGGAGAUCAUGAGUCUGAAAGUGGUGGAGAAGAACAUCAUCGUAGGCUUUUAUGGUAUCAGCGAAGAUUUUUAUCCGCUGGAGGCGAAUCUGCUGAGUGCAAGCCGGGGCAUGUGCCGCUUAUAUCAGUAAAUGGGUUACAUCAAUUGCACAUCUUCAUAUUCUUUUUGGCAGUGUUUCAUGUAAUAUACAGUGCCAUAACCAUGGCUCUUGGGAGAUUAAAGAUCCGUGGGUGGAAAGAGUGGGAACGAGAAACUACUCAACACCAGGAAUUCAUGAAUGAUCCAUCAAGAUUCAGGCUUACCCAUGAAACAUCUUUUGUAAAGGAUCAUACAAGAAUCUGGACUAAAACACCAGUCACCUUUUAUUUUGUAUGUUUGUUUCGACAAUUCUUUAGGUCUGUUCGUAAAGCUGACUACUUGACCAUGCGACAUGGAUUUGUCACUGUUCAUUUAGCCCCUGGAAGUAGGUUUGACUUUCAAAAAUAUAUCAAACGGUCAUUAGAAGAUGACUUUAAGGUAGUUGUGGGGAUCAGUCCACUAUUAUGGGCUGCAAUGGUGUUGUUUUUGCUUCUCAACGUUCAUGGAUGGGAGGCUACGUUUUGGCUGUCCUUACUCCCUCUCGUUGUAAUCUUAGCAGUGGGAACAAAGCUUCAAGCAAUUAUAACAAGAAUGGCACUUGAAAUCCAAGAAAGACAUGCUGUGGUGCAAGGGAUACCUCUAGUACAAGUCUCAGACAGACAUUUUUGGUUUAGUUGGCCCGAAUUAUCCCUCUAUCUCAUCCAUUUCGUCCUGUUUCAGAAUGCGUUCGAGAUAACAUACUUCUUUUGGAUAUGGUAUGAGUUUGGGUUGAGAUCUUGUUUUCAUGAAGAUUUUGGUCUUGUGAUAUUCAGAGUUGUUCUUGGGGUGGUUAUCCAAUUCGUGUGCAGCUACAUUACUCUUCCCCUGUAUGCUUUGGUGACACAGAUGGGAUCAACCAUGAAGAGGUCAAUCUUUGAUGAUCAAACUUCCAAGGCCCUAAAGAAUUGGCGUAAAAAUGCUGCUGGUGGUGGAAAGAGGAAGGCUGAUGAGAAGGUACGGUCUCCUCCAGCGGUAUUGGGUGGAAGCCCCACAGACAGCUCUCCGGUGCAUACCCCAGUUGGCGGUCCUCGAAGUGUAACCCAUGGCCAGGGCGAUGGACUGUCAGACAUGGAAUCAAAUUCAUCAUCAGGCCCCAACCACACUGCAAACAUCAUGGCCAGUGUGGAUCUUCAAGGGAAACAGCAACAGCAACAGCCACCUUCUCCUAAUAACAGUUCCUUCCCAUAUGCUGAAAGGGACCUUCUCAGUGGAGUCUAAUGAUCGAUGUUGCACAUCUAAUACAUCAAUUUUUCUCUUGACGUGCUCUGUCAAUUCAGACUUGGCCAAGCUCCACCCACCACAACCUUGGCAGUCAUAAGAAAGUCCAUUGCAGCAGCAGCAUUCUUUUUUGGAUUUUGUAAAUCCAUUCAUAAUUUUAACAUGCAUGAAUUGAAUUAGGCCUCAUCUCACACAUCAAAUAUUAAUCAAUUACCUCAAGUCCAAGAGUAUGAUAUUUCACUCUCUAUUUUUUUUGUUUUUUUGUUUUUUUUUUUUUGUUUGUAAAUCAAAUUAUAUAACUGAGGAGAUUAUUGUAUUCGAAUUCAAUAUAUGUUGUUAUACAUUUUCAAGAUUUGGUUUGGAUUUCGUAUAUGUUUAUUAUGGGGUCAACCCAACCCAACAAUCUACACGUGCAUAAGGAUGACAAAAUGUGGGGAUGUAAUUGUAAUUUCGUCGGAAGGGAUAGAUGAGGUAUGAAGGGCUGUAAAUGAAAAAAAUGCCAUGGUUUUGGCUUCGAUUCUCUGUUUAUUAUUCCAAUUUCCCUGAUGGCCAUGGCUACGGUUGGUCGUCACCGUGUUUUACAAGUCUGUUUAAAACCCGUCGAACACCAAGAGCAGACAAGGGCUCAGAAAGUCGUUAUUUCCACACCCAUUUCCAGAAGGAGUGCAAUUCUCAUAGCAACUUGUAUGCCAUUGGGCCUCUUAUCUUUGUCUCCAGCGUCCGAUGCCAGAGAGAGGCGCAACAGGAAGACUAUCCCUCUUGAAGACUAUCUUACUAGCUGUCAGUCUUUUCUUAUCCUUCUGGGUUCUCGUAAAUCACUGUAAAGUGGCGUAUAAUUGAAACUUUUAGAUGAAUCUGUUUGUACUGUUCUAUACAGUAAGAGAUUAGCUUCAAACACUCCAAAAAUUUAGAUUUAAUUUUGUGGAAUCUUGUAAACAGUCUAGCAAAAUAGCUGCUUUGAAGGCAUUUGAUUUCCGUUCCUAGCAUUUGAAAUGAUGUAUUUUGCUCCGUUUUUUUGUUUGUUAAGAGCAGCUGAUGGGCUGAAAUACUAUGAUUUGGUCGAAGGAAAUGGUCCAGUAGCAGAAAAGGGAUCAACAGUUCAGGUUUAUCCUAAACAUCAAUAAUACAAGUAUUGCUUGAUACUUUUUUUCC
This is a messenger RNA of Ziziphus jujuba (common jujube), 3575 nucleotides long. Its product is annotated as MLO-like protein 9. Bases 750 to 2423 code for a protein of 557 amino acids. Gene Ontology annotation, biological process: defense response. The transcript is spliced from 15 exons. Gene Ontology annotation, cellular component: membrane. NCBI's taxonomy places the organism in Eukaryota, Viridiplantae, Streptophyta, Magnoliopsida, Rosales, Rhamnaceae. The record is from RefSeq and is a predicted model, not a curated record.